GUAUUUUGGUUGAGGUCACACUAUGACUUACAUUUCUUACUAUACCUGUCUGGAUCCUCCUACAUAACUUGACUCGGUCCAUAUUGAAAAGUUGCACACAACACAUGACUGCAAGAGAAAAUUAAGAAGUCACAGAAAUAUCUCUAAAUUCACAAUAUACACAUUACAGCUUUCACUUCCCAAAACACUACAGGCCAGAUGUUCUCUAUAAUUUCUGCACAAUAUGCAAACUAAAAGAAAAGUCGGAAAGAUCAGAGAUCAUUUAAGACAGAACACUAUAAAGAAAGGGGAAUAAUAAGGACCCACUGGAAGGAUUCAUAAUAACUCCAGAAAUACAUUCUUACGUGUGUUACAAUGUAGUAAAAACUCUUAUUGUCAAAGAGAAGCGCAGAAGGUCACUUCUCUGAAUCUCUAAGAAUUCUCAUAUCCCACCUGGAUGUUUUUUGGCCAUUUUGGGGGAAAUGUUCUGUGGACUGAAAAAGGCUUUUUUGUUGUUGUUUGUUAAAACACAGAUUCCAAACAAGAGGGUUUAAGUUUUGGGUUGCUUUGCAGUCAGUGGAACAAUUGGCUCAUAAUACCAAGAAAUUGCAUAGAAUCGUGUGUUCAGGGUGUAUUGCGCAAAAAUAAAGGUUAGUUGUUAGAGUUUCCAACGAGAAAAGAUCCAUGUAAUGAAACUACUCUGAGCUUGAAGUAGCAAAAUAAAACUCUUAAAUGUGUUUAAAAUGGAAAUGAAGAUUUAUCCUAUGACCUGUUUUGGCUCCUCCUUUUAAAUCAGCGGCAAAUAACACAGUUAAGCUCAAUAUGAAGCCGUUUGGCUGACAAGCGGUCACGUGAUCUCAGCCGAAGUAGCCAGCACUCUUAAACAUGCACAAAAGUUUUCCCCUUAGUGGACCAAAGGAACACACACAGAACACAUGAGGCUCCCAUCCUCCAACUCCAAACUUCAAACUUCUCCGAUCCGUCUGGAGGCGCUCCACGAACGGACCCUGAUGCGCAUUUUUCUUUGACCGAUGUCAGUAACGCUUUUCCUUCCUUCCUUUUUCUUUCAGAAAAGAGAUUAGCAUAUUCGACUAUGGGGUCUCCCUCAGCUCCAGAGGAGAGAAAGAUAUCUGUGUGGGUCUGCCGAGAGGAGAAGCUGGUCCUCGGCUUGUCGAAGCGCAACACCUGCGCUGAUGUCGUGAAAGUGCUCCUGGAGGAGCAGUGCGCGCAAACCGGCCUUUCCACGGCGGAGUCUUACUGCGUCGUGGAGAAAUGGAGGGGCUUCGAGAGAAUUUUACCGAACAAAACCAAACUUUUAAAGCUGUGGCUCGCGUGGGGAGACGAGCGGAAAAACGUCAAGUUUCUGCUGGUGAAAACAGACGCCUCUUUGGAGAACCGCAGGGCCCGGAGCGCAGAGGCGCGCGUGGUGCCGAGCAAGCAGAGCCCUUGCGUCACCAAAGGGUCUCCGAGGUCUAACAUGGCCUGCAUCUCGCCGGAGAAACAGCGUCGGAUUGUUAGGAAAGCUUUCAGAAAGCUGGAGAAGAUCAACAGGAAGAGGACGCGCGCGGCGCACAGAGACGCAUCCAGCGCAGAGAAGAUGGAGACUUUGGUUCAUCUUGUUGUGUCUCAGGACCACACAAUCCGCCAGCAGGUUCAGAGGAUCACAGAACUGGACUCAGAGAUCGAAAGGUGUGAGGCAAAGGUGCAUCUGGAGAGAAUUAAAACGCACGGGGUCAAUUACGUGCAGAACACGUAUCUGGUGGGCGCAGUUUAUGUCCCAGCGCAGGAAGGAAAGGGAUUUUACUCAAAAGAGACUUUUGCCAAACUUAAAGAGUAUGCUCGGCAGUGCGAGGAGGUGCUGAAGCUACAAGAGGAGCUUUCUGAACAGGAGGCCCUGAUGGAUACGAUCACAACUCACAUUCAGGAGGAGCUGAACCUCCGCUGGAUGCAGCGCAGGAAGGAGGAGUUGCGCAUCAAACGGUCCUCAUCUCUCUCCUCCUCCCAGGCAGACUCAGCGCCGCAAAGCGCGCAAUUUAUGGAGGAAGAGAGGAUCAAAACGCAGCUAGAUGCAAGUUUAUACAUCGGCCUGCGACUCAACGCGGAUUUAGAGGCUAUUAGGGGCGAUUUAGAGCUGUCCCAGCAGAUUGGCGCUGCCAGGGAGAAGGAAAUGAGGGAUUUGCUGGACAAAGUGAACAGUAUGGACAUGGAGGAGGAGGACGGCGAUGAAAAGACGCGCCACGGGACAGAUGACAAGGAGACCAUGACUGACACUUUGGAAGGGGAAAGUGAGUGGGUGGAGCAAGCGAGAGGUCUGUCUAAAACAGAAAAUGAGAACGACGACGACUCGGACACAGGCUUAAGCUCUUUGCACAGUCAGGACUCAGACGGCCUCCCAGUGUGGGAAUCACUGGUUUGAGAUUUUACAAGAAAAGAGACGUUGUGUUCACAGUCUCAGGUAAAAACAUCACUGUAGUCUAUUUUUAUAUAACUGAGAUAUAGAGUAUAUGUGGAUUCACAACAGUUAUCAUAGAUCCACUGGAUUAUUAAACUGGCUUGUUCAGAUUUAGUUGUGGUUGGAACUGAAAAAGAAAUUGUUUUGAUAAUAAAAAUUGUUUUAAAGCUCGAAAAUAUUGGAGUUUAUUUCCUUUCCAACAUGAGUUAGUUUGGGCGAAGGAAUUUAAUUAAAUAUGACACGAUGAAUGUGCAGCUAAAACAUAUUUUCAAAAGGUCUGCCAGGAUACACAAUUCAGGAACAGCAUGCUAACACAGACAAAUAUGACAGCAGUGUUUUGGAUUUGUUUGCAGAUGUCAAACAAUGACUUAGUUUUUUGUUUUUGUUUUGUUUUUUUCAUGACCUCUCACACUGAAAUUUCUUUUGCAUGUGAAUCCUGAAGCCAUAAUAUCAUCUAAAGUCAAAACAGAACUGCAGAGCUCUAGCAGAAGGUCAGUUCCACAUCCGGACAGAUAACAAUGAAGCACAGACAUUUAACUUUCAGAUGUGCUGCAACUUCUGAACUUACAGCUCCAUCAAAGCCGAACACAUCCAACUAAAAUAUUGGUACAGGAACAGAAAAACGUCACAUUUUACCAAUUAACAUUCAAAGAAGCUAAGGUUUUUUGCUUUAUUUUAGAAACCAAAAUAAAGACAUCACCUGUUCAAAAAGAGGCCAUCUGGACUUCCAGUUAAAGAUCAUUGCGUUCAAGAGGGAACAGUAGUAAGACAGUAAGUUUUGUUUGCUUCCUGUGGGACAUAGAAGGGUAUCAAUCAUCUGAGGACUGGUGUCUUUAUGGGGACUUUAGAAGAUAAACUGCAAUUUCUUCAUUAGCAUGAAGACUAAUAUGUGAAUUCAAAGUAAAGAUAGUGAUGACGUUGUUAGGGUUACAAUUUGGAGGAAUGCUCCAAUAAUUAUUGGAGCAUUCCUCCAAUAAUUGGAGGGAAGCUUAUGACUGUACAUAUACUGUGUCUAAAUAAGGAGAUUUUUCUGUUUCAAACCGUUUUGGUGACAAUGUUUUUUUGUUUUUUUUUGACACAGCUGUCAUAACAAAUAAAGCAACAAGAAUCAAAGUUUCUGAGCUUUUUAUUAGCAUUUUUAAAUUAUAACGUCAAAUGAUCAAAUCAAAAAUGACUGAAGGCAGACCACUGCUACUGUCUACAGUAAUAGGCAGAACUGAGGACUGAGACAUUGAAGUUAAAGCAGACUGUUGGAAUGUAAUAAAAACAUACAUUCUGCAUGUUUUGUAAUUUACUUUGACUCAUGGAUACUUUUUGCUCACUGGAUAUCAAAGUGGAGUGUUUUCAUGUGCCUUGUGAAGUUCAGCUAAAUUAUAAUGGUUGUCAUUUUAAUUAAAAUGACAGAAAAUGCAUAGAAUUGCUUGUUAAAAUGUUCUCGGUCAACAAACAAGCAAAAGUCUACCCAUCUUACUUUGCUAUGAAAUGAUGUUAGUGUGUGGAAAAUGGGUUAGAUAUGAUCAUUUAUCCUCUGAUGUAUAAGGAAAUCACUAAUUAAACCUUCAAAUGUUUAUUUUUGUAAUUUAACAUGCUAAA
This is a messenger RNA of Poecilia reticulata (guppy), 4024 nucleotides long. Lineage: Eukaryota; Metazoa; Chordata; Actinopteri; Cyprinodontiformes; Poeciliidae. The record is from RefSeq and is a predicted model, not a curated record.